AUGGAGAUUUCUUGCUCGCUAAAGGAGAUUAUUGGUGGCACCUGUGGAUACGAUAGAAAAGAUAGAACACAAAGCACUGUAGUUAUUCCUUUACAAGCUUGUAACAAGGAAAUCGUGGCACAUAAAUCAACAUUUGAAUUUUCUGGCAUCGAAAGCGAGGUAGAACUGAUUCUUAGCCAAGCAGGCAUAUUUAUUUCGCCGGAAAAUAUCCAUUGUUGGACAAUUUGCCCGCUACAUCGAUCCAAACUUGGCCUGGGGUGGAGCAGAGGCAAUAAUGCAAGGUGUAGGGUACCCGCUGCACUGUCAAGUCACAGGCAAGCAAACAGAAAGUGGCCAAAGUGCGAUAGAGGAAUAAAUAAGGACGAUUCGCGGUUAAUAUUGAAGAUGACUGGUAUAUUUUUGCAGGUUGGUUCAGGUAAGAGUGGUUGAAUAGUUUCGAGUUGAUUUAUGUUGAUAACAUAUUAAUUACUAGCUUGAUUCUUGAAUUUUCUAUGUGUUGUUUUAUCCAGGUAUUCAUUCAACAUGUCGUAAGAAGUUAAGAGCAUUAGUGCUAACCAGUCCGCAUAAAGCAGAGAGUGUUAUCGAUCAAAUGGAUGCGUUAACACUGGUAAGUUUGAAUUAUGUUAUUUGUAUUGCGUGUCGAAUUUUAUACCUGGAACUCUAUCUUCAGUUUUCGUGGGAAACGGCGGGAAAUGAAAGCUUCUACAUCAGGUUAUUAUCCGGUAGAUUUUAGAUUAAGCGUCCCAGCCAAUGCUAGUGAUUGCAACGGUUUUCAAAUCUUUCAACUAAGUGUCAGUCUUCUAAGGGACCGGUCAUUAAUUACAAGGGACGGGGCGGGGGAGCUGGUGAAAAAGAGGGGAGGUCAGAUAUUUUUCUGCAUGAAAGGGGGGGGGGACAUUUUUGUUCAAUAUGAAUACCUGCCCCGUGACCCCGUCAUAUCAUAUAAUCUACAGGUGAAAAAUAGAGAGCAGUACACCUGUGGUAAGCACAAUGCCAAAUAUUCAAAUCCAAGGUCACAACAACAUUUAUUAAAAUUUAUUAAACUGAACAUAAAGUAAUAAGUGUAUUUAUUUUUUACUCAUUGAGAUGGUUCAUUGCAUGUACAUUGCAUCGGAAUGGCCGUUGACUCGAUUAAUGGUAGAUAAUAUAUAAAGAUAUAUAGGGUAAUAUGAUUAAAGUGGCUUCACAUUGUAUAAGAACUUUAAAUUACGUAUGUCUCUUUUGUUAUUGCAUCCUCAAGGGGGGGGGGACAUAAUUUUAACAUCUAAGUUUUCAUUUCCAUCAGCUCCUCUCCUGUAAUUAAUGAUCGGUCCCUAAUAUGUGUGCUGGAAGAGCACUGAAGACGCCAGACGCAUGCUGGAAUUUGGUUGGUGCAUGGGAGGUUGGGGACUCAACGGGAUUUCUUGCACCAACACUGUACCAUAGAUAUCACAAAUUCUUAUCUUCUAAUUUGCUCAUAUGAUUAUAAUCGCUUCCAUGCCUAUUUUUUAACAGAAUAAGAAUAUAGACGACGAGUUGGAAAUAACGUUCUCUCCAGAUAUGACCACACCUGUUUGUGAACGAACAACGUUUGACGUUGGAAGUACUGGCAUGAGCCUGUACAAACCGGGCGAGACGUCUUUUACUUCGACUAUUUCAGAAGAUAUAUCAACUACACUGUCUACACCAAGAGAGAAUCUCAAUGCGUUUCUAACCUCAAGAGAUGUUAGCCCCAUCAGGUAUACUUUAUCAGCACCAUUCGAAGAAGUUUCAGACCGAACAAAACGUUUUCACAUGCGCAAAGCGCGCCAAGUUGUUACUGCAUGCCUAGAAGAAAUCGUUCCUGGACAAUCAUCCACGCUACUUAAAGAAUUAGCAUGCGACAAGUUGGGCAGUGAUAAAAAUAUUGAUACUUUCUUAUUGGAUGCUUUAACGGAGUGUUAUAAUAACACGAGCCAUUGGAGCACGCGUAGACAGAUAUUGUCUAUAAUGGUUGAUAAGGUCACCUUCGAAGAACUGCAAAAAUGGAUACCAACCUUGACCAGAUAUCGUUUCAAUAUUGCAAAACAUCAUCUGUUGCUUCACGGUAGGGGCGCGGAACUCCCCCAUUUAAAGAAUACGAGAGUUUACAUUCAGCCGGAAAAAAUCGACCAUUUUGUUACUUUUAUUACAAGCUCGCACAUCAUACAAGACUUACCAUUUGGAGAAAAAACACUAAAACUGUCCACUCACAGAGAAAUAAAGAUUCCCAACGUUGUGCGCAAUCUUAUACCAGAACAAUGUAUCCAACAGUACGAAGGAUAUUGCAAGGAGGUGAGCUUCCAACCGAUGAGCCGCAGUACAUUGCGCAGGGUUCUUAAAGUCUGUUCUGCUUCCGCACGUACGUCGUUGCAAGGCCUCGAUUAUAUAUCAGCAAUGGGUGGUCAGGUCUUUGAUGAUCUAGAGAACGUCGUUGACAUGCUUGGAGAUCGUUAUGGCAAGGGUUUGGCAUGGGCCAAACAAACAAACCAAAAACUCAAAGAUGCUAAACGUUACUUAAAAGGAGACUACAAGGUAUAAACAAGUGAAAGCUUAUUGGAUUUUUUGUAGAUUCGCGCAUGUAAGAAUCAUUCUAGAAUAGUUCAUUUUGUAUCUGAUUCAUAUAUUCUUUUUAGAUUCACAUUUCUAGCAAUUCUGAAGUUGCGCACCACUGCAGAACAUAUGCUCUCAGUUUUCCAAAUAAUGAAAAUUAUACCACCAGCUGUGAUCAUGAGCACAAGGGAAAGUGUGAUAGAUGCAGUAUAUUUCCUGAGACUCUAGCUGAUAUUUGCGCAUCUUUGGAAGAAGUAAAUUGCCCUCUUGAAGAGAAAGAAAACAUGGAGUACGUUACUACACAAGCAGCUCAACACAUUAGAUCCUGGAAAGCACAUAUUUUAAGAUCAAUUAAUCAGGACGCAGCACGACACGACAUUUUAAAAGUCUUGGAUUCUCAUUCUGCACUUAUCGUUCUAGACUGGGCAAUGAAAUUAAUUCCUCGCAAAUACCGUGAAAGCCAAAGAGAUUGGUUUGCAAAACGGGGACUUCCUUGGCACAUAGCGGUAUUAACAAAGAAGAAUGAUGAUGGCGACCUCCAAGUGCUUACUUUUUUGCACUUGUUUAAGUCUUGUAGCCAGGAUAGUGGCGCUGUUGUUGCAAUCAUUCAUGACGUCUUAAGUCAGCUCUCAACCAUUGCACCAGAGGUGCAUACCGUAUAUCUGCGUCAAGAUAAUGCAGGGUGCUACCACUCUGCAUUAACUCUGCUUUCUCUGCCAACGAUAGAGAGAUCAACUGGAAUUCAAAUCAGACGUAUCGAUUUUUCCGAUCCCCAAGGGGGGAAGGGAGCGUGCGACCGAAAGGCAGCUCAUAUUAAAAAUCACAUGAAUAAAUACCUGAAUUCAGGGAACGAUAUCGAAAAUCCCGAGCAAAUGAAGGCAGCAAUCGAGUCCUUUGAAGGCAUCCCAGGAGUGAAAGUAACAGUGUGCGCUCCACCACCUGGUGUCAAGGGAAUGGCAGGGGAAUGGGAUGGUGUGAGUCUCAUUAACAACAUAGAGUACCGCAAUGAGUCCAUGACGGUGUGGAUGGCAUACAAUAAUGGUCCAGGCAAAGUCCUUCCUUUGACCAAUUUCUGUCGACCCCCAACGGUACCAAAACUUAUCCAUAGCGAGGAAACCGAGGAUACAGUAUCAUUCGUCGCAGUGAAAGCAAGACAACAACCAAAGAAAUCUCGCGAACAAAAUAAUACUGAUCCAAUGGAGGACGAAAGCAACGAUGAAAAAGUCGACACGUACAGCAAAUUAUUUCUCUGUCCUGAACAAGGCUGCAUUAAAUCAUUCCACAGGUACUCUUCUCUAGAAAGACAUUUGCAUUGUGACAACCAUACCUACGUACUAGAGCAUGAAACCCUUUAUGACAAGGCUAUGAAGCUAUAUGCAACAAAACUGGAAGAAGGAUCCGGUAAAAACCCGAUACCAACGGAGUCAGAGAGCGUCGAGUUGCCAGAGCCAGAUAUUGGCCCUGAACUUCAGAUGGGCUGGGCUUUGAGAACUUCCACUAAGGGAAAGCGGUUUUCCGAUGUUCAGAAGAAGUACCUGGUUGACGUGUUUGAUGCUAGAGAGCAAACAGGGCGAAAAGCCGAUCCGGGUGAUGUGUCAAGAGCAAUGAGAUCUACAAGAAACAGCGACGGCUCGUGA
This is a messenger RNA of Paramuricea clavata, 4187 nucleotides long. NCBI's taxonomy places the organism in Eukaryota, Metazoa, Cnidaria, Anthozoa, Malacalcyonacea, Plexauridae. The record is from the annotation of a GenBank genome assembly.